GCUGUUCGCUCUUACGAAGGUGUCAGCGAAGAGCCGCAUAACACAGCGCCUCGCAGCCGACAUCGCAGUGACGAACAGAGCAACCAACACGCGGGCGUGGUGCAGAUAUGUCAACACAGAGUUCAACCCAGGAGCAGAUGGGUUCUCACGCGAGGAUCUCCUCGCAGCAUGUGUUGCUUUCUGGGCCCCGGAUCAGCUGAUCACGGAGGCCCCAUAACUGGACUGGGCUAGCAUCUUUAGUGCGCCGCCACAACUGGCAGAUGAUAGGUUAGAUACUAUAAAAAAUCCCCCUCUCCCUCUUGUACAAGCACACAAGGACUU
This is a messenger RNA of Amoebophrya sp. A25, 321 nucleotides long. NCBI's taxonomy places the organism in Eukaryota, Dinophyceae, Syndiniales, Amoebophryaceae. The record is from the annotation of a GenBank genome assembly.